ACACGGAUCAGACGGCCAGGAUUGCGCGAGACUGCGGGUGACUCCGGUGGACCGCGGCGGCAGCAUCUCCCGGGGGGGACGCGGAACAUCCGGGAACACCCUGUCCAGUAGCUGUCGCCGUCUUUCCUUUUUCUCCCUUCUCAACUCUUACUGCUGUUCUCUCUUUUCUUUGCGGGGCCGUGGCCGCGUUGCGUCCCCUCUUCGAUGCUUCUCUAAAAAAGAUCGAGGUUCGAAUUAAAACCCUAGUUGUUCGAAACCCCUCGAUCUCUGGCCGAGGGAGGAAGGGAGCGAGGAUCGAUCGAGCGUCCGGAACCCUAGCGGAGGGAAUGCGAAAGCUUUUCGGGAAAUAGUGCAUCUUGGCUUGAAACUAAUUUGUCGUCAUAGGUUGGGUGUUGUUUGAGUGUUCAUGGGAGGGCCAAUGGCUUCUGAGAUGGUCAAAGUGGCAACAAGUGAUAAACUGAAAGAUAUGGACUGGAUGAAAAACAUUGAAAUUUGUGAACUUGUUGCACGUGAUCCAGGGCAAGCCAAAUACGUCAUCAAAUCUAUCAAAAAAAGACUGGGGAACAAAAAUGCCAAUACCCAACUUUUUGCUGCCAUGUUGCUAGAAAUGCUAUUGAAUAACUGUGGAGAGCAUAUUCACAGACAUGUGAUAGAUAAUGGACUUCUUCCAAUACUAGUGAAGAUAGUGAAGAAAAAGACGGAUUUGCCAGUCCGAGAAAGAAUAUUUCUUCUGGAUGCUAUGCAGACAGCCCUUGGUGGAGCUUCUGGAAAGUACCCUCAGUAUUAUGCUGCAUACUAUGACCUGGUGUCUGCUGGGGUACAGUUUCCACAACGCCCUCGUGUUAGACCAGCUGAACAACCUGCUUCAAAGGUCCAAGUGAAAAAUUUGCCUGCUCAAGAAUCUCUACCGCAAAAAUAUGAAAAUGGGGAAAAACAAACAAAUAGCCAGAUAAUGCCUGACUCCAGGGAUGAGAAAGUGGUCCCUCAAGCCAUCGAACUGAAUGAGCAGCUUCAUAAGGUGCUUACUCAGCACGAUGCACUCCUUUCAGUUCGUGCUACUUCUACUGCAGCUCCCUGUGUCAAUGAAGAAGCCGAAGAGGAAGAGGAUGUGGAACGUCUUUAUCGGAGAAUACGGAAAGGAAAAGCAUGCGCUGAGGACCAAUCAGAUGACUCCAUUGGCUCUUUCAGAUCUAUUCCUAAGGAAAAGUUGCAGAGACCACUUAUACGGCCACUCUGCAUACAGCCAUCUGAUCCUGACAAUAAGCCAAGACCUCUAUGCAUACAAUCAUCAGAUCCAGAGACCAGACCACCUCCAGCGGUCACCAUACCACCUCCACCAGCCAAGCACUUGGAGAGGGAGAGAUUCUUCAAGGAGAAAAAGAUGGAUGGUUCAGUUUUAACAGGUCACAUGAGAGGGUUAUCGCUGAACAGCUGUAACGGCAGUAGCUCUCGCAGUGGCAGCACUGAUUUUAGUGAAUGAGAUAUUUUCGGUUUCCAUGAUUGAUAUUAACAGCAGCUGCAGGGUCAUGUGAAGACAUUAUCGUCUUCCAUAUAUUUGGUGUCUAACUCUUUUCUUUUCUUCUCUAAAUUUGUUUCACUCUUGAGGUUUGACCUGUUUAUUGUUGUUCAGGCUGAUGCUUUUUGUUUGCAGUCUUGCUCAGUUUUCACUGGUUUGAGCUAGUGGGAUUGGAGUGGUGUUUAUAGAUAAGUGGGAAAAAAUCUCAUUACUCGUAUCUGUCAAUACUUGACCUCUUUUUGAGGCUUGCUGCAGGACUGGUUUCAUCGUGUAAAAUGGACUCCAAAGCUUCAUGAUACUGAAUAGAAUAAUAGAUGGCACGUUGAUUUGUAGGU
This is a messenger RNA of Elaeis guineensis (African oil palm), 1851 nucleotides long. The record is from RefSeq and is a predicted model, not a curated record. NCBI's taxonomy places the organism in Eukaryota, Viridiplantae, Streptophyta, Magnoliopsida, Arecales, Arecaceae.